AGUUUCUCGCUCCUCAUCCCCAGCCAUGGCUGCUCUGUCCGGCGCGGCAGCCCCCCGGCUGCUCCUCAUUCCUGGCAAGCCGGCCGAGUCCCCCGCGGCCGGCCGGCAUCUUUCUGUUGUCCUGCCAGCAGGAGCCACCGCUGCGGGUCUGGAGGCCCCGCCGCCGGCCCGCAAGCGUCAGCGGCUGACCCACUUGAGCCCGGAGGAGAAGGCAUUGCGCAGGAAGCUGAAGAAUCGCGUGGCGGCGCAGAGCGCUCGGGACAGGAAGAAGGCGCGGAUGGCGGAGCUGGAGCAGCAGGUCGGGGAGCUGGAGCAGGAGAACCAGAAGCUGUUGCUGGAAAACCGACUCCUGCGCGAGAAGACGUGUAGCCUGGCGCUGGAGAACCGGGAGCUGCGCUGCCGCCUGGGUUUGGAUGCUCUAAAGGCAGAGGAGGAGGGAGAGUCCGAGGUUGUGAAGGAAUCACAGGUGGAUGAGAUUAGAUUGGUGACCGGGUCCGCUGAGUCCGCAGCACUCAGACUACGUGUUCCUCUGCAGCAGGUGCAGGCCCAGCAGUCACCAUUUCUGAUAAUUUCCACAUGGAUUCUGGUGGCAGUGACUCUUCAGACUCGGAGUCUGAUCUCCUAUUGGGCUUUCUGGACAGUCUGGACCCAGAGAUGUUUCUUAAAUACGCUGAUUCAGAGUCAACGUGCCUGGAAAAGCUGGAGGAAGAGAUCUGUGGAGAAACAAGUUCCAUACCAGCCCCCCCCUCUCCCUCUUUGGGGUCCCCAUCAGCUAAGCUGGAGGCCAUUAAUGAACUCAUAAGGUUUGAUCAUGUGUACACCAAGCCCCUGAUACUGGAGAUUCCUGUUAAAAUGGGCAACCAAACCAAUAUGCUAGUGAAAAUUGAGGAAGUAUCUCUCUCUCCAUCUGAAGACAAAGUUAUCCCCAGGGUGCCA
Messenger RNA from Pezoporus occidentalis (night parrot), 936 nucleotides. It is a transcript of the gene XBP1, whose product is annotated as X-box binding protein 1. Lineage: Eukaryota; Metazoa; Chordata; Aves; Psittaciformes; Psittacidae. Gene Ontology annotation, cellular component: nucleus. The transcript is spliced from 5 exons. Bases 26 to 802 code for a protein of 258 amino acids. The record is from RefSeq and is a predicted model, not a curated record. Gene Ontology annotation, biological process: regulation of DNA-templated transcription. Gene Ontology annotation, molecular function: DNA-binding transcription factor activity, RNA polymerase II-specific; RNA polymerase II transcription regulatory region sequence-specific DNA binding.